Cylicostephanus goldi is the source of this 511-nucleotide messenger RNA. NCBI's taxonomy places the organism in Eukaryota, Metazoa, Nematoda, Chromadorea, Rhabditida, Strongylidae. The record is from the annotation of a GenBank genome assembly.
AAAAGAGCUUUUUAACAACAAGAUCAGUAAAACUUCAGAUGGUUACACUGCAGACCAAGUAGUCUACAAGUGGUCAUCAGGAUCGCCAGAUGCGCUUAAAUUGCACAAAAUCCGACUUCCAGACUUUACUAUCAAGGAAGCAUAUGUUACAAAUCAAAUGGAAGCUUAUGCGACAGGAAACUAUUCGCGAUUAUAUGUUUGUUUCGUGUUCUCACGUUCGUCUGGAUUUUGUUUUCUGCAACUAAUCAUUCCAUCCACGGCCGUGGUCAUAACCUCAUGGGUGUCGCUUUGGAUGGAAAGCGAAACGGAGUUCCAAGACAUGAUCUCCAUCAUUCUCGCUAUCACCUUUUUGAUUUUUUCUUACAAUGAAAUGAUGCCACGGGUCAGCUAUAUUAAGGCGAUGGACAUUUAUCUAGGAGUGUGUUUCAUGAUUGUAUUCCUAUCUCUGAUAAAAUUAGCAUUUGUGAAGUACAUGAGGCAGAAAAUUAAGAUUGAAAGGUACGAGCUUUGA